CCGCCAUGCGCGCUGCCCCCGCCGCCUCGCUGCUCCAGCUGCUGCUCCUGCUGGGGCCGCGGCUCGAGGCUGCGGGCGUCGCAGAGCCGCCGCUGCCCGCCGUGGUCCUUGCCAUCCUGGCCCGCAAUGCCGAGCACUCUCUUCCCCACUACCUGGGCGCGCUGGAGCGGCUGGACUACCCCCGGGCCAGGCUGGCCCUCUGGUGUGCCACAGACCACAACGUGGACAACACCACAGAGAUGCUGCAGGAGUGGCUGGCUGCUGUGGGCGAUGACUAUGCCGCUGUGGUCUGGAGGCCUGAGGGAGAGCCCAGGUCCUACCCAGACGAAGAGGGCCCUAAGCACUGGACCAAAGAAAGGCACCAGUUUCUGAUGGAGCUGAAACAGGAAGCCCUGACCUUUGCCAGGGGCUGGGGUGCCGACUAUAUCCUGUUUGCAGAUACGGACAACAUUCUGACCAACAACCAGACGCUGCGGCUUCUGAUCGAGCAGGGGCUGCCCGUGGUGGCCCCGAUGCUGGACUCUCAGACCUACUACUCCAAUUUCUGGUGUGGGAUCACCCCCCAGGGCUACUACCGCCGCACAGCCGACUACCUCCCUACCAAGAACCGCCAGCGCCGGGGCUGCUUCCGCGUCCCCAUGGUCCACUCCACCUUCCUGGUAUCCCUGCGGGCGGAGGGGACAGAACAGCUGGGCUUCUACCCCCCUCACCCCAACUAUACCUGGCCCUUCGACGACAUCAUCAUCUUCGCCUACGCCUGUCAGGCUGCUGGGGUCUCGGCCCACGUGUGCAACGAGCACCGUUAUGGGUACAUGAACGUGCCUGUGAAAUCCCACCAGGGGCUGGAGGAUGAGAGAGUCAACUUCAUCCACCUGAUCUUGGAAGCGCUGGUGGAUGGGCCCCCCAUGUGGGCCUCAGCUCAUGUGUUCCGGCCCCCAAAGAGGCCCAGCAAGAUGGGGUUUGAUGAGGUGUUUGUCAUCAGCCUGGCCCGCCGGCCCGACCGCCGAGAACGCAUGCUGAGUUCGCUCUGGGAGAUGGAGAUCUCUGGGCAUUUGGUGGAUGCCGUGGACGGCCGGACACUCAACAGCAGUGUCAUGAGGAGCCUCGGCGUGGACCUGCUUCCCGGCUACCAGGACCCCUACUCGGGCCGCACACUGACCAAGGGCGAGGUGGGCUGCUUCCUCAGCCACUACUCCAUCUGGGAGGAGGUGGUUGCCCGGGGCCUGGCCCAGGUCGUGGUGUUUGAGGACGACGUGCGUUUUGAGAGCGAUUUCAAGAUGCGGCUGGAGCGGCUGAUGAAGGAGGUGGAGGCGGAGAAACUUCCUUGGGACCUGAUCUACCUCGGCCGGAAGCAGGUGAACCCUGAGGAGGAGGCAGCCGUGGAGGGGCUGCCACACCUGGUGGUGGCCAGCUACUCGUACUGGACACUGGCGUACGUCCUGAGCCUGGCCGGCGCCCGCAAGCUGCUGGCCUCCCAGCCCCUGCACCGAAUGCUGCCCGUGGAUGAGUUCCUGCCCAUCAUGUUUGACCAGCACCCCAAUGAGCAGUACAAGGCACACUUCUGGCCGCGGGACCUGCGGGCCUUCUCAGCCCGGCCCCUGCUCGCUGCUCCCACCCACUACGCGGGGGACGCUGAGUGGCUCAGCGACACAGAGACGUCCUCGCCCUGGGACGAUGACAGCGGCCGCCUCAUCAGCUGGAGUGGCUCUUAUAAGACCCUGCGGGACCCCCACCUGGACAUGGCCGGCAGCAGUGGGCACAGCCUCCAUCCCCACCCCCAGGAUGAGCUCUAGGUCAGGGUGGUGACUCCAGAGAAGUACCCGGGAAUAGGCCAUAGCUGUCCAGGGAGCAGAGCAAGAGCCGCCACCAGGAACCAUAGACCCAGUAGAGACCUGGCUGCCACCUUGGGCAUGGCCACUCUGCCCUCUUGACCCGCCUUCCACUGGGAGAAACCACUCAGAGAUGGGUCCCCUUCCCCAAAGGUCACGUAGCACAAGGGCAGGGCUCGCAGGCCCUCUUACUUUGCCAGCCUGAUUCCGGGCCUGGGGUGGAGGGAAGAAGGGAGGGCCCCCAGCCUUCAGUUUCAAGCUGGGCGGACACAGGAGCCCUGCCCCCAGCUGAAGACCCAGCUGCUGGGGCCCCUCUGCCACCUUCUACCUCCACCUCAGUUCCCUACCCAGCUUGACACAUGGGUCUCACGUGCCACCCUCUUCCCUGGCCAGUGGGAAGUGCAGGGAGGUGGGAGGAGGACCCAGCACACAGUAGGCCCUCAAUAAAAGCUGGCUGGUAUUGCACUUUA
Molecule: messenger RNA, 2299 nt
Organism: Lipotes vexillifer (Yangtze River dolphin)
Lineage: Eukaryota; Metazoa; Chordata; Mammalia; Artiodactyla; Lipotidae
Gene: CERCAM
Product: cerebral endothelial cell adhesion molecule
Exons: 13
Coding region: 6-1793 (595 amino acids)
Source: RefSeq, a predicted model, not a curated record